AUGCCCUUCCCACCCCGACAUCUCCGGUCCCAGCAGCCCCGGAAACGCACCAAGACCUUCACGGGCUGCUGGACCUGCCGCUCCCGCAAGAUCAAGUGCGACGAGACCAGGCCGAGAUGCAGUCAGUGUAGUGCGAAAGGUCUAGAUUGUGAGGGUUAUGGGGUGCGCUUGCAGUGGUUGCCGCCUGCUACAGAUGCGGACAGCCUCCAAGCUGAACUCCCUGCGGCGGUUGCUGGUGCGCGGUCGCUGAGGCGGCAUGUUCCAAUUGAACCUCUGGCGACCGUCCUAGGGUGGAGUCAAAUUGAUGACAUUCUGUGCUAUAUUGACUCGCUCUCGUCUCUCAUCCCAGCAGAUGGCGAUGCUCACGUCCACCAUUUCGGCGUCUUUAGCAUUCCACAGCAACGGCGAUCGCUGUCAUCCUCGCCCUCUGCAGCACUUACUGAACCCCAGACUCUGCCGCAAUUUGAGGAAGAUGACCAGGUCGUUUGGCCGGGUGUCGUGGACCCUGGUGCAUCAUUCUCCCUACCGACCGAGUCGCCGGCAGACUAUACAAACCCCUAUUAUUCUGAGGCCGAUGCCGCUUGGGGCUUGUGCCGUCUUCACGACAACCUUGACUUCUGUUUAGACUUUACCCGCCCGGAGGAGCUAGAUGCUUCGACAGUUUUCUCGGAGCUUGCCUACAGUUUGCCUGAAUACACGGUACCCAGUCCACCGAUCGGCGAAGACUCCCACAUACUCGAAGGUGCAGCAAUCCCUACCGAAGGCAUAGGCCCUGAACAGACCGACAAGGCAAACGAAACCCAGAUUCAACGUCAACCACCCAUUAUCGAAUCCCCUAAAGCCCUUGUUGUUCCUGCGCACGAACAACUCCUCAUGGAACACUAUCGAAACCGGGUAGUAAAUCUCUUCUGUGUCAUCGAUAACGCCAAAAGCCCGUGGAAGACCAUCCACCUCACUCGCGUCCUCCAGUGUGCCGGGGAACUGAGUUUCGGGGGCAGCACUACGACGAUUCGUAACGCGUUGAGAAACGCCUUGCUGGCGAUUAGUGCGUUCUGCCUCUCGAACGACCACCGAGCUGGCCGGCGGCUCGAAGACGCUCGAAAAUGGGGGACCAUUGCAUCGCGCUAUCGGUGUGACGCUAUUGGAUUGCUCAAGGACGCGGUUCAGAGUCAUCUUCAUCAGGAAGGACGGCCAAAAUAUAAAGAGUUUGUUGCGACGACGCUGUCGAUGAUUACAAUCAAUGUCAUGUCCGGCGACACAAGCACCUGUGGGAUGCACCUUGACGGUGCCGAACAACUCAUCAGCUACAUGAGUGCCCGCAAGACCCGAUUCUCAAACAAGGCUCGGUCACUGCAUCGCAUAUACUUGUAUCUCCGGGUCAUAUACGAGAGCACGGCAGUCCGGCGACACAGGACAGACAGCUCGCGCUUCUCACCCUCGUUUGGUUCACGACGGACAGUCGGUCCCCGGCCGGUGAUUGCACGAGAGCAUAUUCUCCUUGCGGACGACAACGAGUCAUCGCCUUCAAUAACCAAGCGUCUGGCACCCCGGCCUACAACCUCGACAGAGCUAUCAUCGUACGAAUGCAUCUACGGGGUCCCGCAGAGCCUCCUCCUCUUACUCAAGGCGUGCAUCGAGCUCAUCGACGAGGUGGACGACGAACGCACAAGAUCCGGAACCCUCAACAUCCCAGAGCCCCUUAACCGUCUCUGCGACGACCUCGAGAGCGAAAUCCUCGAUUGGCCCCUCGAAGACCGCGAACCCCAGAGUGCUGCAACCAGCAAUGCAAAUAUCAUCUACCACCAGACCCGGGCCUUCCUCAACGCCCUAAUCAUCUACUUCUCGCAGAGCAUCCGGCUGCUCGGGUUCCGGUAUCUGCGGCAGUACGUGCAGACUGUUCUCGAGAGCAUUGAAGCCAUCGAGGAGAUCAAAGCCGAGACGAAGAUCAUUGCGGCGCCGUUGUUCUGGCCUGCGUUUAUUGCUGCCACUGAGGCGUUUGAGCCCCUCCAGCAGGAGCGGUUUCGGGCCUGGUAUGACCGCGUGCAGGUCUAUGGGAUUGCGAGUGUGAGGACGGGGAUUCAGGUGGUGCAGGAGGUUUGGAGGUCUGGGCCGGUGAAUUCCCAGCGCCAGAUGCAGUGCUCUUGGCGGGGUGUUGUUGAGCGGACGGGGGAUUGUCUGAUGCUGACCUAG
This is a messenger RNA of Aspergillus puulaauensis, 2190 nucleotides long. RefSeq names its product Zn(II)2Cys6 transcription factor. Gene Ontology annotation, cellular component: nucleus. Gene Ontology annotation, molecular function: zinc ion binding; transcription cis-regulatory region binding; DNA-binding transcription factor activity, RNA polymerase II-specific. Lineage: Eukaryota; Fungi; Ascomycota; Eurotiomycetes; Eurotiales; Aspergillaceae. Gene Ontology annotation, biological process: positive regulation of transcription by RNA polymerase II. The record is from RefSeq and is a predicted model, not a curated record. Bases 1 to 2190 code for a protein of 729 amino acids. The transcript is spliced from 3 exons.